UAGGCGUUUCGCGAUUAAUUACAAUUUAUAAUUAUAUUUACCGUCCACCUUUGUUUUUGAUUUUUGAUCGGAACGGGCGACGUUCAAACCGUCGGCUUGUGUGAAUACUUUUACGCUCAGUCUUCGCCAGAAAAUAAGCCAGCUUGAUUGAUUACAAAUGUCGAGUUCUGAAAACACAGACUCUAUCGACAAAUCAUCAGGUCAAGAUGAUGUCACGUUCGUCGAAAAUGCCAUGCCUAAAAAAGUCAAUAAAACUAAAGUUAAAAAAACUAGACCGUAUUUGCGUGACAAAUCAGCUCCAAAACCUCCGACUUCUGGAUACAUACGAUUUAUGUCUAAAAGGCGUGUACAAUUUCGUUCUGAAAAUCCCAAUUUAUCAUUUGCUGAAAUAACCAAAAUAUUAGCUACUGAGUGGAACCAGUUGCCGGCAUAUCAAAAACAACCAUAUCUUUUAGCUGCUGAACAAGACCGAGUGAAAUAUGAUGAAGAAUUAGCUGCUUAUAAAAAAACUGAUGCUUACAAAAAUUUUAUUAAAAGCAAAUUAAACAAAAAAAAAAUUAAUACUCCUAUCCAAAAAGAUCAAGAAUUAAAAAAAAAAAAUACAUCUAGUAAAAACAAUAAUGCAGCACAUGACAUACCUAUAUUUUCUGAAGAAUUCUUAGACUUCAAUAAAGCUAGAGAAACUGAAUUAAGGAACUUCCGUAAAAAUGUAACAACUCAAGAACAAGAAGUAUGUGUCUUAGAUAAACAUAAUGAAAAUUUACAACAUUUUACUGCCAAAUUAAAAGCUGACACUGAAAAACUCGAAGCUGAUUGUACAAAAUAUGAAGAAUAUUUAAAAAAAUUACGAUCCAAACUUCUAAAUGCUUUUGCUAACUUUGAAUUUACAGAUAACACUGAGUCACCUACCUAUGAGACUAUUGAUACAUACAUGGUUAAUUUAUCCAAAAAUUUAACAAGUGAUACUGACGUUGAUUCUUCCCAGAUUACAAAUGUAAAGAAAGCCAUUUCUAAAUUAAAUUCUUCA
Molecule: messenger RNA, 1027 nt
Organism: Rhopalosiphum padi (bird cherry-oat aphid)
Lineage: Eukaryota; Metazoa; Arthropoda; Insecta; Hemiptera; Aphididae
Product: high mobility group protein 20A-like
Exons: 7
Biological process (GO): regulation of gene expression
Cellular component (GO): nucleus
Source: RefSeq, a predicted model, not a curated record